GUCGACGGGAGAGCCAGUCCCACGCCGCACGCCGCAGCCACCGCAGUUCCAGCCCGGUGCCGUCUCCGUCGGCUCGUCCCGUCCGUGUCGUCCCGUCCGGUCGCUACCGUCGCUACCGGCGCCUCGCCGCACCUCGCCGCGCCUCGCCCAGCCCGCCGCGCGCCCCACGACUGCCAUGUGGUCCUCACUGCUGGCCGCCACCCUCGCCCUGGCGCUGGCCGCCUCGGCGCACGCGCAGACCUGCACGACACCCGACUCGAUGUCCGGCACCUGCAUCGUGAUCCGCUCCUGCCCACCACUCUACAAGCUGCUGCAGGGGCCCAAGCCCCUCCCCAGGGACGUUGUCCAGUUCCUGCAAAAGUCCACCUGUGGUUUCCAGGGCCACAACCCCAAGGUGUGUUGUCCGGGCCUGGACCCCAUCCAGACGCAGCAGCGGCCCACCCCGGCCACCCCGGCGCCUACCCAGUCGCCCUGGGGCAGGCCGCCGGUGACGAGGCCGCCGCCGAGCAGGCCGCCGCCGCAGCCGGUGGACGACAGGAACGACCGGCCGGUCAACGUCGAGAAGGAGCCCAACCUGCGCCUGCUGCCGCACAGCGUCUGCGGGCCCAGCUCCACCGACCGCAUCAUCAACGGCAACAAGACCAACGUGUACGAGUACCCCUGGAUGGCGCGGCUCGGCUACCAGAACAGCGAGGUUGUAGACACGAGAAUAUCUAAGGAGCUCAACGGCGAGGGUGUCAUAGACCCGCGGUCAGGCUCAGGGAACGGCAACAUCGCCUACCGGUGCGGUGGCUCCCUCAUCAACUCUAGAUACGUCCUGACCGCGGCUCACUGCGUAGAAGGCGGCAGGAGCACGGAGUCUCUGACGACUGUGCGUCUGGGUGAGAAUGACAUCCGCACCGAGAUCGACUGUUCAAUCAUCUCGGGAACCGAGGUGUGCGCGCCACCCGCCAUCGACGUGGGCGUGGAUGAGGUCAUCUCCCACCCCGACUUCAGCCUGCAAGGCGUCAACCGCCUGCAAAACGACGUCGCCUUGGUGCGCCUGGAGCGAAGAGUCAUGUUCACCGAGGCCGUGAAGCCCAUCUGCUUGCCUGUCGGCAACGAGCAGUUUAAGGAUCUGGACCGCAAGAAGGUGACCGUGGCAGGAUGGGGAACAACCGAGAACGGUAAGUGCUGUAUAGGGCAGCCCGAAGAUGAGCAUGAACCUGAAACUGAGCCUGUUGAUGCGCCCGUGGCUGAAUCUCUAGCUCCAGUAGGCCACGGCAGCUCGUCGCUGCUGCAGGUGAACGUGCCCGUGGUGCCCGGCCAGCAGUGCGUCGACGUGUACAAGUCCGAGGUGCGCAUCUCUCCGAGCAAGCAGCUGUGUGCGGGCGGCACUCGCGAGGGUGACUCCUGCCAAGGCGACAGCGGCGGGCCCCUCAAGUACGCCGGCAUCGGCCACCAGACGGGAGACUUGCGCACCGUGCAGUUCGGCAUCGUGUCCUUCGGGCCGAAGCGCUGCGGCUCCGAGGGUAUGCCCGGAGUCUACACUAGGGUGGGGUAUUACAUGCAGUGGAUCCUGAGGAACAUGAGGCCGUGAAGCACCACCCUGCCGGCAAAUGGGGGCUAGAGCUAAAUGCAGGACAGGGCUGUGAAGUGAAUCAUUUUCCUUGUGUUAGUAAUGUAUUUGUGUGUUCUUGUGAGUAAUUUUAUUUUGUAUUGUAUGAGUGUGAGUGAAUGAAUGUGUGAGUGCGAGAGAGUUACCAUUGUAUGCUAUAACUUAUUUAUUAGCUUUUUGUUUUUGAUGGGAUAGAAGAUAUGAUAAUUGUUCAUGAUUUCAUCCAGUUGAAGUUUGUGUUUGUCGACUGAAUGUGCGUGGUUUGUUCGGGCCAUAAAAAUGUGUGAUAAUUCAGGAAAGACACGAUCUGGGUUUCAAACUCACUACAUAUAGUGUGCCAUCUUUUAAUAAGUUACUUUGGAUAUGUUAGAUCUAUUUAUAAAUCACUGAUGAUUUAUGCAUCGCCUUCUCAUACUCUUCAUCAUUUGUUCAUUUCAUAUUCCCCUUUUGCUUCCACCCAUUUUCCCUUCUCUCCUAAAUUUCAAGGUGGAUCACUGUCGAAAACAAGCAAAAUAUUUAUUGUAAAAUUAUGAAUAAUCUACUGCCAAUUAGAUUACAAUGUGUCACAAGUGCAUGUUUUAAAGCUAACGAUCUUCUGUUGUUACUUAUUAUUACUGUUGUAAAACGCUCUGUAGCAAAGAAUAUAGUAAUAAAUUUGUAAUCUUUUCUAAA
Molecule: messenger RNA, 2269 nt
Organism: Frankliniella occidentalis (western flower thrips)
Lineage: Eukaryota; Metazoa; Arthropoda; Insecta; Thysanoptera; Thripidae
Product: phenoloxidase-activating enzyme 1-like
Exons: 8
Coding region: 176-1579 (467 amino acids)
Biological process (GO): proteolysis
Molecular function (GO): serine-type endopeptidase activity
Source: RefSeq, a predicted model, not a curated record